This is a messenger RNA of Solenopsis invicta (red fire ant), 9639 nucleotides long. RefSeq names its product POU domain protein 2. NCBI's taxonomy places the organism in Eukaryota, Metazoa, Arthropoda, Insecta, Hymenoptera, Formicidae. Gene Ontology annotation, molecular function: DNA-binding transcription factor activity, RNA polymerase II-specific; RNA polymerase II cis-regulatory region sequence-specific DNA binding. Gene Ontology annotation, biological process: regulation of transcription by RNA polymerase II. The record is from RefSeq and is a predicted model, not a curated record.
ACGGAUUCUUCAUCGAGAGCAGAAAUCAGCAGGUGACCACGUUGGAUCUCGCGGCGUUGACUGCCUACGGGGGCGUUUCGGGACCCAGGGUCGCGGUGGCGGGCACCGGGGUCCUUGCGCUGCCCUGCUUGCUACCCGACAAGGGUUUAUCAUCGCCCGGAGGCCAGUCGAAGUCAAAGUCCGCAGGGCUGGCGGGUCUCGACAGCGAGGCGGUGCGCCGGUGGGUCGCGGAGGCCACGCGAACCGUCCGGCAGAUCCCGCCUUCGGUAGUAGUGCCUGCAAGUUCUCCGCAACAUCAGCAACAACAACAUCAUCGUCAAUCACAACAGCAGCAUCAGCACCAUCAUCAUACUACCCACAGGCAGCGUCAAGAACCCAGCCCACCGUCAGUGGGACUUUCUCCCUUCGUUCUACCAGUAUCGAUGACGCAGACCCCCAGCAUGCGUCUGCUGGAGAACAACAACUUGGUCGAAGUUGCCAUGGCCCAGCAGCAACAACAGCAACAGUCCCAGCAGUCGACACAGAAACAGAAGCAGACAAGUCCCACAAAUAACAAUACUAUAGAAGCCUGGAGACCGAUUCAGGGCGGUCAUCAGUGGUGGAGUCCGCCCAGUAGUAUUCAGCAAGAACAGCAGCAGCAGCAACAGCAGCAGCAGCAAGUAUCGUCGAUCGCACAGGUUUCUCAACCGCAAAGUCUGGUGGCCGGAUCGGUAUGUGGUCAGGUGCAGAAGCAUCAGCCGCAAGUGCAAUCGGAAAUCGAUCAGCCGCUCGACUUCUCUGUUGCUCCCUGCAGUGGCUCCCUGCAGCAGCAGAGGCUGCAUUCGCGCGUAAGGACUAUUCACGAGAGACUUCAGGGUAAGAUGCAUGACAACAACAACGGAACGAGUAGCCAGAAGAUCACCAAGGGAGACGUUAGCAGGCGAAGCUAUAGCCCCAGUGAAGCUAGUACCAGUAGCAGCGAAGACGAGGGUGUUUCUACUGGCGGCAGUCCUACGGGACCUCUUCGGGGUGCCUCGGAUUCGUGCGAACCCGUUGCGGAGCGACCUUACGGUAAAGUGUGGAUAGGCGACAAUGAUGUCUCGUGGCGAACGGACCAGUCUUUCAAGAGGACAUCACCCUUAAAUCCCUGUGCCACAACGACUACCACAACGACGACAAGCGGUGGGCCACUGACACAUCCCCACCUGUCGCCACCCGUAACCACCCCCGAUCACAGAAGCCCCAGUAGCAUGCACGCGAAGCUUGGCAUCUCACCCGGUAGCGACGCGCUCGGCCGAAUCGAUAAGGAGCCAACCUCGCCAGAAUCCAUACAAGACGCAGAUUUGCACGGCGACGUCGAUGGUCCUGAACUCAGCGGAGAUGACAGGAGUAUCGCAAGUGACAUCCAAGAUGCCACCGAGGCGCAUCUUGAUAAUGACUCCGUGGACUCGGAUAGGGAAGCUCUCAAUCUGGUCACGGAUGUCUCGCAACGUAACAGCAGCAGCGGUACCAGCGGCAGCGCAUCCUCACCGAGUUCCGGAAUCAGCAGCCAGCUCACGGGCAGUCACCAGCAACAACACACGCCCGGCCAACAGAACAAUAGCAGUUCGCAGGCUGCGCUGACCGCUCAAUUGAUCAGUCAGCAAUUGCAAAUGAUGCACGGUUUAGGGACCCAGGAUAUCCAAGCGCUCGCCUCGACGCUGCAGCAUCAUCAGCUACAGCAAUUACAACAGCAAUUACAACAAAUCGCCAUGUUUCAGGCUAAUCCCGCGGCGGGACAGAUUCCGCCGUUCUUUUUGCAAAAUCAGGGGCUGUUGCAGAGCGGUGGCUACCCAACAAGACCGAGUCAUCCGCGCUCACAGUCCAUGCAGGUGCAAGCGGCAGCGCAGUUGCUACAAGCAACUAAGCAGCAGGCUCUUCAGAAUAGCGGCAAUUUGGUCGGGCGAAGUUUGGCGCAAAGAUCAUCGCCACCACCUAGCACACCACCAGCAGUAAAACCGACAAGAUUAGAACCCUCGCCAGAGGAAACAACGGACCUCGAAGAGCUAGAACAGUUCGCCAAAACGUUCAAACAAAGACGGAUCAAGCUUGGUUUUACUCAAGGUGAUGUUGGACUUGCCAUGGGCAAACUCUACGGCAAUGAUUUUUCCCAAACAACGAUCUCCAGGUUCGAAGCCCUGAAUCUUUCCUUCAAAAACAUGUGCAAGUUGAAACCAUUGUUACAAAAGUGGCUAGAGGAUGCCGAUAAUUCAUUGAACAAUCCCAAUUCUCUGACGAAUCCACUUACGACACCGGAAGCGAUUGGCAGGCGGCGGAAGAAGAGAACGUCGAUAGAGACCAGUGUGAGAGUGGCUCUUGAAAAAGCUUUUAUCCAAAACCCAAAGCCCACGUCCGAGGAGAUAACCAUGUUGGCGGAUAGUCUUGCGAUGGAAAAAGAAGUAGUUCGCGUGUGGUUUUGUAACAGGAGACAGAAAGAAAAGAGAAUCAAUCCGCCAACGGCUGCGAUGGGCAGUCCGACGAUGACGUCGCAGGCGCCUUCGGUGUUUGCCUCCCUUGCCAAUUCUAUCUCUGGCAGUCCUUUAGCGCUUACAACGCACUCCUCCAACACCGGCCACUCGCAUCCUCAUUCAGCACCCAUACCUCUUGCUUUAGUAACUUCGUCAGGUGGUAAUUAUCAUCCGUUGAACAAUAAGUCCCACGAGUGACACCAGCAAGUGACCCAUCAAGGGGACACUCUUUAUCAUCAGCAUCAUCAACAAUCGCAUCAGCAACAGCAGCAUCAUCAACAACAAGCACGACGCUUGUGCAAUCUACCGGAAUUCUAUCAUUAGCUGAUGAUCCGAUUUUUUGAAGCCAUUAAUCAAGGUAACGUUCGGAGUAUUGGAUCUCGAUCUACAAACGGACUUCCUUAUUCUUUGUUUAUUAGCAUUGAGUUAAUUUAUCCAUUCUUGAGCUCCUCUUCGAUUCUAGUUUAUAUUUUAAUAUUUCGAUUAUGAAAAGAAAAUCAAGAAUAGACAAGUUAACUCGGCAAAAAGCGUCAUUUAUGAUGCUAUCAAAUUGAAUUCGAUGCAAGAAUACGAUUGAUACAGUUCCAUACAGGAAAUAAAGAAUUUAGGAAAAACAUGAUAAAGAGCAUCCGGAUAAAGACAGUGGUAAUCAAUUUUAUAGGUGAUUAAUUGAGGAGUGAUUGAAUGGAAGAGUAAAUGAAAUAAAAGUAAAUGAACGAGACAAAUCUAAAUCUUUGUUGAUCAUUAAAUCAUCCGCAAUUGUUAUAAGCAUUUAUAAAGGGUAUACGAAGACACGCUGCGUAUUAAAUGUAGCAUGAAUAUUAAUCUGCACUUUUAAGUAUACGGAGAGAACUAAUAAUUAAUUAAUUUUGAAUGCAUUAAUGUGCACUAGAGCACAUUAAAGACUGUUGUAUAAAAAUUGAUAUAAUAAGCAUAGUAUACAUAAACAAUUAAACCCGGUGUUCAGCAUAAGUUAUUACAUAUUUUUUCAUAUAUCAUAUGCUGCACAUUUUAUCAAUCGAAGACGUUUAUGUUUAUUAUGUUAUAUUUACACCGACAUAAAUAUUAUAUAACACACUUUUUAAUUUGUAAUAGUGCAAAUUAAUAUAUCUGUGCACAAAUUCGUUAUAAGAUUUUUUAUUUGUAUAUGAUAAAUAUGAAAGAUUAUUAUUAUUAUUAUUAGGACAAUUUUUGUAAGCAGAAUAACUAAACAAUAUCUGGAUACUAAAAUCGCUUUGACCGUUAUUCAUUUCUUGAUUUAAAUGUGUUAUACACUUCACCCCAUGGUAUUAUAUCAUGACUUCACCACGAUUGGAAAUGUUAUUUAAAAAAAAUAACGCGUUACCAUUAUUGUUUCUUAGAAAGUAACGAUUAGUUACUUUUUUGUAAUGCUAGUGAGAUAUUGAAUUUUAAAACUACAUUAUUUAAAAAUCAAUAUUAAAAGUUAAAACUCCAAACUAUAUCGCAUUUUUUAUAUUAAAUUUAUCUAAUAAUUUUUCUAAUGUUUUAUAUUAAACAUAAACUAACUGUAAUUAGCAGUUGAGAAUAAAAGAACCGAUUUUUUUAUACUCAAUUAUCAAUUAUCAUUAGUUUAUGUUUAAAAUUCUAGAGAAUUGAUCAUUGGUUUAUUAAUUUUAUAUUAAUAUUUUUACUUUUUAUACACAUCUAAUUUUUUAUACUUAUCUUUAUUUUUUAUAUUUAUCUUUAUAGAAAUUUAGAUAGUAAUUCACAAACACAAAUUUUAUUACCAAUUUUUAUUAAACGUUGUUUAAAUAAUAUUUUUUAAACAUUACUAUUAUUAUAUUAUUAUAUUACUGUAUUAUUAAUUUCUAAUAUUCAGUAUUGAAUCUGUCAGUACUGAAAAUCUGUGUGAUUCACAUUAUAUAUAUACUAUAUAGACUUUCAGUAUUGAUAGUAAUAGCAGUGAUUAUUAAAAUGCAAUUUAAAAUAUAAAGUACAAAAAAUAUUUUUCAAUAUUUAAUUUAAUAUUUAAUUUUAUUUAAUUAUAAAAUAUUAAAUAAAAAAAAUUACAAUUGCAUUUAUGUUGCACGUAAUCAUUGAUCUGGCACCGAUUAUAUUUGCACACUGAAAACGUGUACAAAUCUAUUGAGUAAGUACAAAGAAACAAAAAGAAAUUGAAACAACGGUAAAAGAAUAAUGGCUGAUUUCAUUACUGUAAAAAUGUAUGUAACGAUAUUAUAGACAGAAAAAAGUAACAAUCGUUACAAAAAAAAAAGGAUUACGAUAAUGAUAACGGCGUUACAAGUAACGCGUUACUUCCCAAACCCGCAAUUCACGAUUUUAUGGGUACAUUAAUUAUUGGAAUAACUUUAAUUCUAUGUAAUUUUCUACGCUUCAAAGAACGUAUAAAAUGAAAUGACAUGUUGGAAUAUCUUUUUUUUUCUCAUGUAGAAACGACGAACAGAAAUUAUGUUCUUCUGCAAACGAAACAAACUGACUUUAUGCUUAUAUAUUGUGUAUUGUCAAUAUAGAAAAAGUUGGACAAUUUUUAAUUGCAACGUAAUUGAUAUUAAUAAAAGUAUCAAAUUAUGUUUUGACAUAUUUAUAUGAACAUUCUUUAUCACAAAUACAAAGUAUAAAUAAUUUUAUAUGAGUUUUACAGGAUUACUUCUCAUAUAUUUCAAUUAUGUUUCGAAAAGUAAUAACGAUUGUCUUUUUUUUAAUACCUUGACGAGAAAGUGCUAAUCACUUGUUAUUUGACAAAUUCAUUAAUCAAUUUGAAUGCAGUGUUACUGAAAAUUAUGAUCAACGAACAAAUUCUCGACUACUUUAUUAAUUAAUUACUUCCAAGAGGUGUGCGAAUCAAGCAUUUGUGAGGUCGAAUUAAGUCGAUUGGAAUCUUUGAUAUCAUAUUUGAAAUCGAAUUGAAUCAAAGCUAAAAUUUUCACGUCGACUCGAAUCAAAUCUUAUUAAUUAGAAUACAAAUCGAGUUCGAAUUAAAUUUUCUCAGAUUAUAUUAUAUACUAAUUUAAAUGUAAUAAAAUAUUUUCAACGAGAUAAUUAAUCGCAAGAAUUUUAAGAAAUAAAUUUUAUGAAAAAAAUGUGCUAGAAAUUUAUAAUAGGUAUUAGACAAUAAGUGUGAGAGUAUUAUAUUGAUAAAUGAGCAUUGAGUACGUAUACAAAUUACAAUGUUAUUAUCGAAGUGAUGGUAUUUCAAUACACUUCAUUAGGAAAAUUAUAAUGGAGCAAUUAAAAAUUUUGUUUUAAAUUUAAUAAGAUCGUGAUACGAUCUAUGAAAUGUUGAAACAAACUUACAAAAACUAUUGUUUAUAAUAUACAUUAUUUUGUAUAUUUAAUUUUUGUACUUGCCUCUAAUUUUUGUAUACCUAAUUUUAAUUUAUAAGAUUUAGAAAUGAUAAAAAUUUUGGAAAUUGACCAUUACAAUUGGUAGGCGCUGAUAUAAAAUUGAUUGCGCAGGAGAUAUAAAUGCAAUAAUUAAAAUAAGCGAUCGAUUUGAAAUUGAAUUAUUAGUGAUUUGGAAUUUUCACAUUAUUCGAAUUCGAUCUUUCACAUUCGAUUUGAAUUCACACACUUCUUUGAAUUCCCUAAUUAACUCCAUUAAAAGUGACUCACUAGCCACAUAGAUGUUUGAAUUAUUUAAAUUACAAUAAAUCAGGUAGCAAAAUUACUUUGCUUUUUUUUCUUUUCUUUAUCGUAAUAUACUUUUGAGAUGACUUUAUUCGAUGGCGCCUUUGCUUCCAACAGGAAGACUCGUGGCGUCUCAAUGAUAAAAUAGCGGCAUCCGACAAUACAAUUGUACAUAUAUACAUACGUAGGCGUGUCUGUCAUCGUAUCGUACAUAUCUGUGUCACAGGGCUGUAUAUAUUAAUACGAUUUAAGACCGAAUGUUACCGAGGAUGCAACGCGAGAUGUUCGUGUACCGAUCUCCCACAACGCGAGUAGCAAUGUUGCGCACUUGCAUCCUUGAUGAGAAGAAUUUUCGCGACAGUUACGAGCGGUUAUUUAGCGGUAGUUAGUAAUAUUGUAGAUAAUGCGGUACCUAGUUAAUACGUAAUGUAUAUACGAUCAUAUACACUAAGUGGCGAAUUACAUGCAAGCGUGCGUGCACUCGUACAUCGAGACGCAGUGGAGAUUCGGAUGCUUCCGACAUUUUGCGUUAUAUAUAUAUUUUUUUCGUGAGAGUACACAGCAGAACACGUAAUAUGUAUUUUUUAAUGCGAGUGCUUUAAUAUAUUUUAAUAUAUAUAUUUUUUUGUACAUAGUUUUCUUCAGUAUAUUAGAUAGAAUUUUUCGCACUCUGCUGUGACUCUCGCUCGAUCCGUUUCCGCUAACACUUUCGGUGAUUAAUUAAGGGCUAUGAUUUUAGAUUAUAGGCCAGGAAAAGUGAUAUACCAAUCAUAUACUUAUUCCUAAAACCCUUGCGUGUGUAUAGAUUCCAUUGUCAUUGAAGAAUUUUGCGUAAAAAUGUAUACAUAUACAUAUAUAUAUAUAGUAAAUAUAAUUUUAUUGUAAUACACGUAAGUUAUCGACUGUACGCGUCAUAGUAUAUACAAAAUCCUUACAUGCAUCUGCGUAUACAUAUAUAUAAAUGUAUAAACGGACAUUGUAUAUAGAUCAAAAUAGGAGAUUGCGAAUAAUUAAGAACUAGCAAUGUGUACUGUUAUCAUCAUUAUCAUCGCAUCAUCAUUAUCAUAUUAUUGAGAUCACUAUGUAGUCACAAUACACGUCACUGUUGUUAAUGUCGCUUGUAUAAAUUACCAUGCGACUUUUUACGUACAGACAGUGUUUUACUUUUCUAUAACUGUAUGUAAUUACACAUGAAGUAAAAGCGUGCAUGUUGUCAUUAUUGCAUAAUUCGAUCAUUUGCACGGUGUCUGCAUUAUUGCGUUCUGCUUGCAAAAUAAUUUCAAACGUAACAAUAUUUUGAUAUGUGUGACAAAUUACGUAGUUUCUUUCUGAAAAUUGUUGCUUUAACAAAGUUUGAGAUCGCGGAAAAUUUAUACAAAUGUACUAGAAAAUUCCUCUAUGAUGAGAACUGUUGGGUCGAAUUGUUACAUCACGCGAUAUAAGCAACAUCUGAUAAGACUUCGUCUCACUUCAUACUUCAUCUCAUUUGUUAUCCUUAAACCUGAACUCCCAGACUCGUGGACCAAGCUGUAGCGAAAAUACACUGUCGACAAAAACACGCGCACGCGGACAGAAAGGCGAAUUAUACUAAGAUAAAAAGAGAGACGCGAAUAAAAAGAGUUCCUAAGACCGCACAUCCAUUGGCAAGUGGUGAAAACAAUGAGUGAAAAGAGGACAGGGAGGGAGGUAGAGAAUACGAUAGCUCAGAAGGAAAUCAGAAAGAGGAGACAGUUAAGCAAAGAGAGUCAUAAAAGCGGGGAGGUUAUCGAUUUUUAUUCGUCAACAGUUUAUAGAUAAUUAAUACGACAAUGUAGAAAUACAGUCCUCCACUCCUCUCCUCGCUACGGCAUCAAUUGAUUUACUCGUUUGCUAUGUAUAUGUUGUAAUGCGUUUGAUAGACGUAAUUCGCAAAUGGAUAGAUGCAUUUUAUUGUAUUAGUUACAUCCAUCAAUAAUUAUUAUUAGUUAUUAUUAUUUCAUUAUAUUUUAACUUUUAUUAUUUGAGAAUAAAAAAGCUAGAAAGCUUUCAGUUACAGCAGUAUUUUUUGUUUGAUUUUCUAUAGCUCCUUAUCCCUGUAUUCCUUUCAAGUUACAAUUUUAGUUUGUAUUCUUGUAAAAAGAAAAUAUAUAUGAGAGGAUCACUUUCGAUGGCAAAUGUCUAUAUGUUUUAAUUUUGAGAAUUAUUUCUUUCUUUUUAUUGUUUAUCGCAUUUGUGAUGUCGCGUUAGAAAUGUAUUUUUCUCCUACCGUCCUGUCAUUUUCAUCUAUGUGUGUAUAUACUAACUGUAUAUAUAAUUUAGUAGUGGAUAAAUAAUAUUCGAUUCGCCAUAUAUAUAUAUAUGCGUUAGAGCUAAUUUACGAUCAGAUGGUAUAAAAAGCAGGAAAAUACAAGAUUAAAAUAUGAUGAAGCAAUUCUUAAUUCCAAAUUAAUAUUUACAACUAAACAUUUUCGGCAAUGUUAACAAUUGUAUAAUUUAUAAAUACAUAAAAAAGAUAAAAUGUACUCAUACGACAGUGAAUUAUUGAAGCAACAUAUUUUAAAUUAAAACUGUACAGUCAUUUUUUAUAAAAUAUUAAUUAAAUUUUGACAAAAAAGAACUACACAAUCUCCUGCCUUUUAUUUUCAUCUUCGUCAGAAUUGGCUCAAGGCGAUUCUAGAUGUUCAGUAAUUAGGAGAAGAAACGAAGCUACAAAGCUCCGGGUAUACCAAUUAGUCGACUACUUGUAGAAGAAUUUAUACUUUCGACGUAAGACGUGCAAUUGGAUACUUUAAAGUAUGACAGGAUUAAAUGCCAAAUUUCGAACAACUGAGCUAGACUGGCCUACUUUAAAAAAAAAUAUUUAAAAAAUAUACAUUUAAUUCUUUUUAAUAAUUGUAGAAUUUGCCUUGUACGUAAAAUUUGAGGAAACUUAUCUAAAUGUUCAUUCUUUGAUUGAGGAUAAUUCUACUUAUUAAAUUGGAUCAUGCAUUUUUGGCAUUUUACAUUUUAAUUUAAAGUGCCCAAUUUGUCGACGUCUUCGUGGAAAAUUAUAAGAUUACCAUAAGUUUUAUUAACGUUCGAUGUGUAAUAAUACGUUAUCACGAGGCACAUAACAUAAUCGUGUAAGGGUAAUACGCGAAGAGCACGGUAUGACAGUUCUUAAAACGUCGCGACGAUCGGAAACUCUGUUCAAACGAGAACGAUAAAUCGUUUAACUAUUUUGUACUAAGAAUUAUCGAGCGCGAACAUGAACGACGGUGUCGCGAUUCGCGAACCUUUCCGUCGGCGGACUGUAAUAAUUAGACAAAUUUCCUGCUAACGCGUGUCUGCAGCCAUCGUCUCUUGUCUUUUGAUGAACAGGCGAUUUUUGUGGGAUUGAAAGAGAUAGAAUGAAUGAAUGAAUGAAUGAAUGAGAGAGAGAGAAAGGAGAGAAUUUUGAAUGGUGUAUAAAUAAAAUCAUAUCAAUCAUAAUAGUUCGUGUUAUCUAGAUAUACUACAAUUAUUACAAUUAUUAUUUAUCACAGUAUGAUUAGUGAAGGAUAUUGUAAUUGUAUAAUAAACUGGA